Messenger RNA from Penicillium paradoxum, 987 nucleotides. Its product is annotated as non-structural maintenance of chromosomes element 1 family protein. The record is from RefSeq and is a predicted model, not a curated record. Gene Ontology annotation, molecular function: ubiquitin-protein transferase activity. Lineage: Eukaryota; Fungi; Ascomycota; Eurotiomycetes; Eurotiales; Aspergillaceae. Gene Ontology annotation, biological process: DNA damage tolerance; double-strand break repair via homologous recombination. The coding region runs from base 1 to 987 and encodes 328 amino acids. The transcript has 3 exons. Gene Ontology annotation, cellular component: Smc5-Smc6 complex; nucleus.
AUGUCUGAAUACAACGACAGCAACCGCGCCUUUCUCCAGGCGUUCAUGGCCCGCUCAUCUAUGACUUUUGAAGAUGCACAACCCAUCCUGGCUGCGAUAUUGACAGUAUCUGAGGAACAAACGGUGGAUCCCGAAGAUAUUACCGAAGAUCGGUUCUUGGACUAUGUGUCGGCGGCUAAUACUGCGGUUUCACCGUUCGACCUAGAGAUCAGAAGCUCUUUGCCUCAAGCCCCACAGCCAAUCCAGACAGAUGACACACAGCCAGCACCAGCGCGAGUUUAUGCGCUUGUCAACACUACAAGUGAUGCUCUGACGCAACUUGCGACGACUUAUUCCCCAGACGAGAUCGCCUUCGUCAAGCGGUUGCUCGACUAUAUGUUCGACACAAAUAACACCCGGUUAUUUGAAGGCAUGGCGGCCUCACAGAUGCAAGCAGUUGGACUACACAAAGCUCCAUCGAGCGGUCGGCUGUCCACCAGUAACGACUCAACACAGACCCAAACCGCAGCGGUCCAGUCAUUACGCAUGACUCAAGCAGAAACGCUGAUUAUCCGCUUGAUCGAAGAGGGCUGGCUCCAGAAGAGCCGAAGUGGAUAUCUUAGUCUCACACCACGAGCGCUGAUGGAGUUGCGGGGCUGGCUGGUCCUGACGUAUAACGACGAGAAUUACGAUGGCCGAGUCAUGGAGCGUAUCAAAUUUUGUGCUGCCUGCCAAGAGAUUAUCACUGUGGGCCAACGCUGUGGUGACCAUGAUUGCAACGGUCGACUUCAUAACCACUGCAUGCGCAACUUCUUCCGUAUGCAGCAAGCAGAGAAGUGCCCAGUAUGCAAAGAAGAAUGGCCCGGUGAUAUGUUUGUGGGCGAGAAAGCGAUCACUGUAAACGCAAGGUCGAGCAACGCUGUCCCACAGCGAAGCCAGAUUUCGUCGGCUGCUCCUAGUGAGCUUCGCGAAGAUUCCGGCGACGGAAACAACGCCACUGAAGGCUGA